Molecule: messenger RNA, 1981 nt
Organism: Vitrella brassicaformis
Lineage: Eukaryota; Vitrellaceae
Source: the annotation of a GenBank genome assembly
CUCAAGAAGACCUCUUUUGCAAGGCAAGAUCUGCACGCGGCGGCCUGACCGUGAGGGCCGACUUCCCAUCCAGUCUGCAGCCGCCAUGUUGUCUGCCAUGUUUGGGGUGCGGCGUGCGGCGCACUGUGAGGGCAAGAACGGCAACGGCAACCACGGCAGCGACGAGGCGCAGAAGACGGCCACCAUCCUCCACCCUGCUGCCUUUCCCGAACUCAUGAAGGUGAGGGACAUGAGAGCCUUCUGCACAAGACGCUGCUGGUGUGCUGAUUGCGUCGCGCCUCUCUCUUUGUGUGUGUGUGCGUGUGUGUGUCAGGGCGUGCCCAUGACGCCCAAGCAGGAUGAGGAGUACGGCUACCAUAAAUACAAAUGGGGAUACGAGCCCGUGCCCACAGUGAGUGAAUGAGUUCACACACCACACGGACUGCAGAGAUCUCCUGCACCGGACGACGUGUGUGUGCGUGUGCGUGUGCGUGUGCGUGUGCGUGUGUGUGUGUCCGUCAGGCUCGGACGAUGGGCGGCCGCACGAUCCGCGAGAAGUUCGACAACAACCAGGGCAAGGCCAAGGCGGUCCCAUGGCCACACGACAUGCGGCCCCACGCGGAAAACGUCAAGCCGGAGAGCGACCGAUUCAACCUACAGUGAGUGGCCAGCCCAGCAGCCAUCCACACAACACACACAUCACUCACACACAGACACAGACAGAUACGCCGACCCCGAAAAAUGGCUGUGUGUUGUGUUGUGUAGGUAUUACGACGUGUUGAGUGACUUUGUGCCGCUGGGCGGGUUUUCUGACAAGCCCAAGUUCAGCAGCCAGUGGGAGAAGGACCUCGCUUACAACACCAAGUGAGCCGCCAGCACCACACACACACAAGCAGAGAGAGAGAGAGGCUGGCAGAUCACUGCGAGUGUGUGUGUGUGUUGUGUUGGGAUGUGUGGUGUGUGUGCCAUGUAGUUUGUAUGCCCCCGAGAUGUAUCAAGAGACCAAGGGUGAGGACGACAUCCGCACCAGCAUCACCAACUACGCCGACAAAAUACACGCUGACGGACCAAACGUACUGUACACAACACAGUCACACACACACACACACAAACGGACGGAACACACCAGUGUGUAUGUGUGUGUGUGGUGUGUUGUGUUGGGGUGCUUUGCUUGUCAGGAUGCGUGUAAGUAUCUGCUGAUGGAGGAGUUUCGUUGCAGGGAGGCGCACCAGGCACACAUGGUCAGCCAGCCACACACACACAUGCGCCACAUACACAUACACACAUACAAGCGUGUGUUUGUUUGUGUGUGGUUCAGCAACCCGACGUGGCCGUGACGCGCUGCAUGAAGUGGAAGGAGGAGUGGAAGCAGUGCAUGUGGUCGGCAGAAGGCAACACACACACACAUAUACAGUGAAUAGGCCCUCCUGUCGAUAAGUGUGUGUGUGUGUGGACAUGGAUCGAUCAGGGAUCAGGAGAAGUUGACCCGGGGUUACAUGUACAUUCAGCGGCGGCAGGACCCCUUCAGGCGCAAAUACUUCUUCGGCGUCGAACACCAAUACUCAUAAACCCACACACACACACGCCGUUCCCUCUGUAGGCCUUAUUGGCUGCCGCCCUUGCAUCCGCAUGUCGAGAUCGGGUCAUCGAUUCUCGAGAUGCAGGUGCGACAGCGGCGCCCGAUGAGGACAGAACAGAGAGAAAUGCGACCCUUCUUGUGUACUUGUUUCGAUGUCGCCAGUGAGACAGAGAGUUGUGUUUUGUGAUUGCAUGUUGAGUUGGCUGAUGUGCCAACGGACGGCAAGACAGCGUGGGGAGACAGCGACACACGCGUGAAUGACAUCCCUGACCAUGUCGGCCCAGUAUUUGACGCCGGUGAUACGCUGCUGGUAUGCAUGCGUGUCGCCAGCGUCACUUGCUGGGUAGCCGUGGACGGGAUGUCAUGGCGCGGGUGUGUUGUGCGUCCGGCAGUUAUCGUGCAAUGUUGUACGACUUGAUGGAC